Molecule: messenger RNA, 573 nt
Organism: Trichophyton rubrum CBS 118892
Lineage: Eukaryota; Fungi; Ascomycota; Eurotiomycetes; Onygenales; Arthrodermataceae
Exons: 3
Coding region: 1-573 (190 amino acids)
Biological process (GO): amino acid transmembrane transport
Cellular component (GO): membrane
Molecular function (GO): amino acid transmembrane transporter activity
Source: RefSeq, a predicted model, not a curated record
AUGGCAUCCUCCAACAUGCAGGACGAGAUCAAGCCUCCGGCUACGAUUGAGAGCCGCGAUGUGGAAAAGUCGAUGCCCUCAGAAGCAGAGAAGCCUGACGGUGCCCCGAUAGUGGUCUCGGACAAGCUUGCGCGCCAGCUCUCUGCUCGCCAGGUGCAGAUGAUUGCGAUUGCAGGCACGAUUGGGACGGGACUGUUCUUGGGAACGGGCAAAUCUCUGGCUACUGGAGGCCCAGCGUCGAUGUUGAUAUCAUAUUCCAUUGUAGGAGCCAUCGUCUUCAUCACCAUGCUGUCUCUCGGCGAGAUGGCCACUUUUGUACCUAUUGCCGGGUCUUUCUGUACAUAUGCUGGGCGCUUUGUGGAUGAUGCUUUUGGCUUUGCUCUAACCUGGAACUACUGGUUCAAUGAUGCGGUUUCAACAGCGGCAGAUUUGGUCGCGUUACAGCUUCUGCUGAAGUACUGGACGGAUUCCUUUCCGGGAUGGGCGUUCAGUCUCAUAUUUCUCUUCGUUCUGGUCGGACUGAAUAUCGUGUCUGUAAGGGCAUACGGCGAGGUAUAUGGAAUAUCUCCUUAG